Messenger RNA from Strongylocentrotus purpuratus (purple sea urchin), 1368 nucleotides. RefSeq names its product monocarboxylate transporter 12-like. The record is from RefSeq and is a predicted model, not a curated record. Lineage: Eukaryota; Metazoa; Echinodermata; Echinoidea; Camarodonta; Strongylocentrotidae. The transcript has 4 exons. Gene Ontology annotation, biological process: transmembrane transport. Bases 1 to 1368 code for a protein of 455 amino acids. Gene Ontology annotation, molecular function: monocarboxylic acid transmembrane transporter activity.
AUGGCAUGUUCUCAGGUUGGUACUAUCAAAUCUGUGGGGAUCUUUCUAGAAGACAUCUCGCUGAGUCUUGGAACAACCUCAACAGAUAUUGGGGUUUCCCUAGGGCUGUUUACGGCCUUCAGCUACUUUCCAGCUCCCUUGAUUGUCGCCCUCUACCGUGUGACAUCGCUUCGUCGUGUGAUCCUCAUCUUGGGAGCAUGUUUGAUAUCUCUGGGUGUCACCCUUACAGCUUUGGCAACCAACAACGUUCUGGUUGCUGUCUACUUAUCAAUAGCUGGCAUUGGAAAUUGCAUGCUAGCGAUAUCUUCAACACUCGCUUUGGACCAACUUGGAAGCAACCAGAACUUCAACUUAUUGUAUGGUGUGGGUAUGAGCGGGUUCGGCCUUGGCAUGGUUCUUCUACCAAUCCUGGCUGAUGUCUUAGGUCGAGCUUACGGUUGGAGAGGUGGUAUUUUUAUACUAGGCGGCCUAAUGGCCAACCUAGUCCCUUGCGCCAUGACCAUUCAAGUAGAACCAGCCUUUGGUCAGGACCUAACAACGGUUCAUCGUGCAAACAUUGACAACUUCGAGGAAAGUGGUCGAUCUGAAGAAAGAUUCUGCAACGAUCGCCCGACCGAGGAGGAAGAAACAACACUGUUAUGCCCCGAAAGAAGUCCUUGUACAUCAUCUUAUCAACCUGAGCAUCAGUUGUUGGACGAUGACACGUCAAUGGAAUCUACAGCAGUCAACAAGAUCCAGAAGGAAUUUCAAGAACAAGACCAGAAUUCCAGGCAGUUCCUUGAUAGAAUACGUAAUAGUAUACGCCGGUCCGAUUUUUACAGGGACCCAAUUUUUAACGUCAUGUUUGUAUCUGAGUUCAUGUUCGGUAUGCUCUAUUGUGGCUGGCAUGCAUUUCUGGUGCCCCAUGCCAUUCAGAGAGGGUACUCCAUCCGUGCUACCAUAUCGAUGACUUUAUUUGCCUCGGUAGGAAAUUUUCUCGGAAGACUCUUGGCAGGCGCCCUCUCCGACCGCUUAGCGAAUCCCAUCUGUCUGUACCUUGUUGCUGCCUUGCUGAAUGCAAGUGCCAUUUUGUGCGAUGCGUUCUUUCAUCAUUACUAUGUUAUGUUGGUAACAGCUUGUAUAUCUGCUAUGUGCAUCGCUGGAAUGGCUGUGAUGGGACCACUGGCAGUGAGGAAAAGAGCAUCUCCUGCAAACUUUGACGUUGCAUAUGCAGUCAAUGAGCUAUUCUUCGGCUCUGGAACUUUCUUUGGAGGCUACCUUUCAGGUUCCUGCUUGCCAUACCGGAAUUUGAUGGGUGAUACAGCUGCAGAAUUAGCCAAUUAUAUCACUCCUCAUAAACCUCAACUGUGGAUAGAACCGAAUUUGUGA